Molecule: messenger RNA, 1135 nt
Organism: Guyanagaster necrorhizus
Lineage: Eukaryota; Fungi; Basidiomycota; Agaricomycetes; Agaricales; Physalacriaceae
Product: acetoin reductase family protein
Exons: 9
Coding region: 31-804 (257 amino acids)
Biological process (GO): fatty acid biosynthetic process
Molecular function (GO): quinone binding; oxidoreductase activity, acting on the CH-OH group of donors, NAD or NADP as acceptor
Source: RefSeq, a predicted model, not a curated record
GCUAUAUCGACCUGUCCUUGACUAUCCUUCAUGUCUGCUGCUCAGAGGACUGCUAUAAUCACAGGGGCGGCCCAAGGUGUUGGCAAAGCGAUUGCACUACGCUUGUCCAUCGAUGGCUGUCAGGUUGUAGUCAGCGACUUGGCGGCUCAGAAGUCACUUCUCGAUCUCUUGGUCUCUGACAUAACCCGAACUGGUCACACUGCGAUUGCAGUUACGGCUGAUAUAUCGAUAGAGAAAGACAUGGAAGAUCUUGUUGCUGAAGCUGUGGCGCGUUUUGGGUCCCUCGAUAUAAUGGUUGCGAAUGACGGUGUCGCUGCGCAAAGUUCUCGCACUAUCCUGGAUAAUUCACAGCAUCUAUCGAGGAGUGGGGGACUCGUUUUCGGCCCCAAUAUCAAGAGCACGUUGAUAUGCUACAAAACGGCCGCGAAGGCCAUGAUCAAGCAAAACAGAGGAGGUAGAAUCAUCGGCACAUGCUCUCUACUCGAGAAACCAAACCGUAACACUCUUGGUACCAACAAGGUUGCCAUACGAGGCCUAACCCAGAUUGCUGCCUGUGAGUGGGCAAAAUAUGGUAUCACAGUCAAUGGAUACGCACCCGGUGUGACAGAUACACCUCUCCUUCUACAAAUGGAUGCUCGACUUGCAGAUUUACUACAUGCAGGUCCUGGAGCAUACGUCGAGAUAAUGAAAGCUCAAAUGUCUUUCGGAAGAGUCGCUCAACCUGAAGAGGUCGCUCGCGUUGUCUCAUUUUUGGCUUCAGAAGAGGCCGCCAUCGUAACAGGCAGGGCAGACUCUUAUAGUUGACACUCCGUUCCAAAUGUUAGCAAUAAUGAUUCGCUGACGACUCUACUCAGUCUGUGGCAAGCGUCUUCCAGAAGGUUUAAGGACUCCAACGAAUGCGAGCGAUGUAUAACUUUAUGCUUCAGUGUGCUGGAAGGCUGGGUCGGUCCCUCGGUAGUUCGAUCUCGGCGACGUAUACCAUUAUCUUGUGGUAAAUAAUAGUCGACACAAGUACUAUGUCGGUCUUCAGCUUCAGCUCUUAUUUGAUGGUGAAAAAGAUCGGCCUUAUUUCCCUACCCGAGACUUCGGUAUCGCGUCGCUGAGACUUUAUAUGGACUCCGGAGGACGUUAACAC